UCUCGAACCGUUGUGUGUAAGGCCCGCGGGACUCGAAGCCUUCCGCGAUGGCGAUCCUGCGGCUGCACGAGAACGAGACGCUGCCCUCGUUCAUCGAGUACGACCUCAACAUCUCGGGGCUGGAGGAGGAGCCCGUGUUCGCCACCUCGGACUACGCGGUGGAGCUGGCGAUGCCCGUGUGGGAGGUGGUGGUGACGGUGGCGUCGCUGAGCGUGAUCAUCGUGUUCACCAUCGUGGGCAACGUGCUGGUGAUCCUGUCCGUGUUCACGUACCGGCCGCUGCGCAUCGUGCAGAACUUCUUCAUCGUGUCGCUGGCCGUGGCCGACCUGACGGUGGCCGUGUUCGUGCUGCCCUUCAACGUGGCCUACAGCAUCAUCGGCAAGUGGGUGUUCGGCAUCCACCUGUGCCAGAUGUGGCUCACGUGCGACAUCAUGUGCUGCACGGCCUCCAUCCUCAACCUGUGCGCCAUCGCGCUCGACCGCUACUGGGCCAUCACGGACCCCAUCAACUACGCGCAGAAGCGCACCUUCAGCUCCGUCGCCCUCAGGUUGUCCCGGCGCCCCCGAGAGAGGAUGGAGCGGAACCGGCGCGCUGUCCCUCCGCCGCCUUCCCCGGGGCCGCUGACGCCCUCGCCCGCCGCCGCGCUCGCCGCCAGAAGAGGAUGA
Penaeus vannamei (Pacific white shrimp) is the source of this 665-nucleotide messenger RNA. The record is from RefSeq and is a predicted model, not a curated record. NCBI's taxonomy places the organism in Eukaryota, Metazoa, Arthropoda, Malacostraca, Decapoda, Penaeidae.